GCUUAACUUUGAACAAGGUCAAUCAGUCAAGUCUUCUCUCUUUUUUUCACCAGUAUAAAAUAUGCUUCUGCAUUGUUAUGCUUCAUACUCCCUAGCUAGCUGUCUAUCUUAAGAGAAAAAGAGAGAGUUUGAUUUCAAGAAAAAUGGAGAACAAUGUGUUUGAGAAUGCUUCGGUGGUGAUAGUAGGGGCCGGCCCGUCAGGCAUUGCAACCUCAGCGCUGCUUAACUCCAUGUUGGUGCCAAACCUCGUCUUCGAGAGGGAAGACUGUUGUGCUUCCCUCUGGAAGAAACGGUCCUAUGACCGUUUGAGUCUUCAUUUGGCGAAAAACUUUUGCUCUCUGCCUCUCAUGCCGCACCCAUUAAGCACUGCAACUUUCAUGUCCAAAGACACGUUCAUAAGCUAUAUGGACGAGUACGUUUCCCGUUUCAACGUCAACCCCCAUUACUGUCACAAUGUUGAGUCGGCUUUUUACGAAGAAGCUGAUAAAAAAUGGAAGGUUGAAGUGAAGAACACUAGGGUGACUGAUAAGGAGGUUUGCCCCCAAGUGUACCAUGCGGAUUUCUUAGUGGUGGCCACCGGAGAAAAUAGCCAGGCAAUUAUCCCAGAGUUGCCUGGACUGGAGACCUUUAAUGGAAAGGUUAUUCAUGCGAGUGAUUAUAAAUGCGGAGCGAGUUUUAGAGAUAAGAGUGUGUUGGUCAUUGGUUGUGGCAAUUCUGGCAUGGAGAUUAGUAAUGAUCUCUCAGAAAAUGGAGCUCAUGCAUCCAUUGUUGUUAGAAGCCAACUUCAUGUACUUAGCAGAGAAAUUGUACGAAUUGGGAUGAUACUGUUGAAUUUCCUCCCGGUGAAUAUGGUAGACAGGUUCGUUUCAUUUCUUGCCAUGUUUAGCUACAGUGAUCUGCCCAGCUAUGGGAUUCAUCAACCAGCUGAAGGCCCUUUUUUCUACAAAACACUUACUGGAAAGACUCCGGUAAUCGAUCGUGGAACUAUCAAGAAAAUUCGCUCCCAAAAGAUUAAGGUUUUCCCAGGAAUAGAGAAGAUACACAACAAUAUUGUGGAAUUCAAAAAUGGUGCCCUCCAGCGUUUCGAUGCCAUUGUGUUGGCAACUGGUUAUCGAAGCGUUGCGCACAACUGGCUCAAGGAUUAUAAGUUCGUUUUUAAUGAGGAUGACAAGCCAAAGAACAAGUAUCCAAACCACUGGAAAGGAGAAAAGGGCGUCUACUGUGUUGGAUUCACAGGGAGGGGAAUUCAAGGGAUUUCGUCUGAUUCUAAGGCUGUUGCUGAAGAUAUCUAUCAGCUUUUAAUGGCACAGAAACCCACUUAUGCUGCAAGAAUGGUUUAG
Rosa chinensis is the source of this 1340-nucleotide messenger RNA. Its product is annotated as probable indole-3-pyruvate monooxygenase YUCCA10. Gene Ontology annotation, molecular function: N,N-dimethylaniline monooxygenase activity; flavin adenine dinucleotide binding; NADP binding. Bases 144 to 1340 code for a protein of 398 amino acids. The transcript is spliced from 4 exons. NCBI's taxonomy places the organism in Eukaryota, Viridiplantae, Streptophyta, Magnoliopsida, Rosales, Rosaceae. The record is from RefSeq and is a predicted model, not a curated record.